Molecule: messenger RNA, 2903 nt
Organism: Antrostomus carolinensis (chuck-will's-widow)
Lineage: Eukaryota; Metazoa; Chordata; Aves; Caprimulgiformes; Caprimulgidae
Gene: MICALL1
Product: MICAL like 1
Exons: 16
Molecular function (GO): protein binding
Source: RefSeq, a predicted model, not a curated record
CCUUUGUGAUACAGGUGGGCAUCGCCCCGACUUGCCGUGCCUCCAGCGACUUGCCGUGCCUCCAGCGUGCAGACUUUGAUUCUCUCUCCAAGGAUGAUGUCUAUGAGAAUAACCGAUUGGCCUUUGAAUUGGCAGAGCGGGAGCUGGGCAUCCCAGCCCUGCUAGAUCCCAAUGACAUGGUCUCCAUGAAAGUCCCUGACUGCCUCAGCAUCAUGACUUACGUGUCUCAGUAUUACAACCAUUUCAACAACCCCAGCCAAGCCAGAGUCCCUCCGCCUAUGAAGCGCCCAGCUGCUGCCUCCUCGCCUCCUCUGCUGUCCAACAAGAAGCCCGUGGCUGCUGUCGAGAGUUCCCUGGCACCACAGGACGAUGUCCCCUCGGACCCGUCGGAGCAGUCCCAGCGCACCACGCUCAGCAGUACCUGUGCGGCCUGCCAGCAGCACGUCCACCUGUGUAAGGAGUGCUCCAGCACACUGCUUCCAGGAUCGUACAAGCCCGGGUCAGAGGCAGGGACUUUUGUCUGCACGCAGCAUCGUGGUAAAUUGGCCAUGAGUGGGAAGGCAGAGAGGAGGCCCAGCCCAGACCGACAGUCGCCAGAGCUAAGAACUGAAACUGGGGAUGGCAGCGUGGGUGAGGAUGCCCUCCCUAUGGGAGCAGAGGUGGGGAAGGACAACAGCAACUCCCUGGAGAGCAUGGCAGAGACCCAGACGCCUGCAGAGGGUUUAUCUGGCCCAGUGGAGAAGGACAGCACGCCCAGCAAAGCAGAAACAGCGAUGCCCCCUGCUCACGCAGGCAGCGGGGUGCCUGUGUCCCAAACUCCCCCCAGGCCUCCCCUUCCCAGCAAGCCCACAGUGCUCACCCAGGACAAAGCCAGCUCGCUGGAUGGACGGCUCAGAGACAUGCGGCCCACCCCCGCCCCAAGGAGGACCACCGAUGUGUCAGCCCUCUCCCCUCCCACCUCUCACCCCGUCCCCCGGCCCAGGUCCACUCUUCAGGGUGAGGGCAGUGAGUGUGGGCCUGGCAUGGUGAACGGUAGGGUACCUGAACCCAGCCCCCCUGUCCCAAAACCCCGAGGGAGACCCUGCUCCUCUGAUCGUGCUGGAGCUGCUGUGAGAGCCAAGGACCCGCCAUGGAUGGCCUUAGUGCAAGCAGAGCCCAAGAAGAAGCCAGCUCCACCGCCUCCCCCAGGCAACAGCCAUGAGACUCCAAGUAGGACUUCAGAGGAUGAGGAUGGGGAGGAGAUGGGGAAAGCCAGGAGCGAGGAGAGCAGGUCUGAUGCCACAGAGCCCAAACCAUACAACCCCUUUGAGGAGGAGGACAAUGAGGAAGAGGAAAGUGCUGCCACCCAAAAGAGCACACCUGAGCAAGAGCAGAGUGAGACUGCCACCAAGCCUCUCCACCCCUGGUACGGCAUCACUCCCACCAGCAGCCCAAAGACGAAGAAGCGGCCAGCUCCGCGAGCCCCCAGUGCUUCCCCACUAGCCCACCACCCCAUCUCCAGGCUGUCACACUCCGAGCCGUCAUCCUCCACCCCAUCUCCAGCCCUCAGCCUCGAAAGCAUCAACUCUGAGAGUUCAGCCAAGGUGCUGGGUGACACCGAUGAGGCCUCGGUGCCCAAAAGCUCCUCUGAGCCCACUGUCCACACGCCGACAGCCACCAAGACCUCUAGCACUGACACGCCACUGGCCAGUGUCUCCUCCAGCGAAAGCCCUGCUGCCCCAGCCAGCCUCUCCACCAACUCCUCCUUCUCUUCCUCCAGCGAGCUGGCCAGCUUCAGUGGGGAGGCGCAGCCCAGCACCCCGCAUGCCAGCAGGAGCAUCUCCACCGGCAGCUUAAAGACCAGCCCCAGCCGGCUGCCCCCCAAGCCUCCUGCUGGGCCUAGCCCUACACCCAUACUCUUGGCUUCAGAUGGGGAUGCUGGGAGCCCUAAGACACCCUCCUCGCCCAAGCCACAGCUGAAGUCUUCCUGCAAAGAGAACCCCUUCAACCGGAAGCCGUCACCUGCUGCCUCCCCCUCUGCAAAGAAACCUCCCAAGGGCUCCAAGCCAGUGCGUCCUCCUGCACCAGGUCACGGCUUCCCACUGAUCAAACGCAAGGUGCAGACAGAUCAGUACAUCCCCGAGGAAGACAUCUAUGGGGAGAUGGAUGCCAUUGAGCACCAGCUGGACCAACUGGAGCACCGUGGGGUGGCCUUGGAGGAAAAACUUCGCAGUGCUGAGAAUGACAGCCCUGAGGACAGCCUGCUGGUGGACUGGUUCAAACUCAUCCAUGAGAAGCAUAUGCUGGUGCGCCACGAAUCAGAGCUCAUCUACAUCUUCAAGCAGCAGAACCUGGAGCAGCGGCAGUCGGAUGUGGAGUAUGAACUGCGUUGCCUCCUCAACAAGCCAGAGAAGGACUGGACCGACGAGGACCGAGGGAGGGAGAAGGUGCUGAUGCAGGAGCUGGUGACCAUCAUUGAGCAGAGGAAUGCCAUUGUGAACUGCCUGGACGAGGACCGGCAGAGAGAAGAGGAGGAGGAUAAAAUGUUGGAAGCCAUGAUUAAAAGGAAAGAAUUCCACAAGGAGACGGAGACGGAGAGCAAGAAGAAAGGCAAAUUCAAGCCCAUGAAGGUGCUUAAGCUGCUGGGCAACAAGCACGAUUCCAAGAGCAAGUCAACCAAGGAGAAAAGCUAGAGCAGGGGAACACCAGCAGUGGGAGGGAUGUGCUACCCAACUGCCCUGGCCUCCCUGCAGCUGGCUGGGAUGCCUGCCAGGAAGGGGGGCUUGCCUCCCUCCAUUCCCUUUGCCUCUCCCCCACUCCCUCCCCAGCCACUGGAGCUGCUGCCCCAGGGAGAUGCCAGCCCUCUGCCCAAAGUGGGGGAGUCUGACCAAAGCACUCCCCUGCCCAAGGCUGCGGAGGAGCCU